Molecule: messenger RNA, 1520 nt
Organism: Aedes albopictus (Asian tiger mosquito)
Lineage: Eukaryota; Metazoa; Arthropoda; Insecta; Diptera; Culicidae
Gene: zpg
Product: innexin inx5
Exons: 3
Coding region: 154-1323 (389 amino acids)
Biological process (GO): phototransduction
Cellular component (GO): gap junction; plasma membrane
Molecular function (GO): gap junction channel activity
Source: RefSeq, a predicted model, not a curated record
CAAAAAACCGAUUCGGUUCUCCAUCUUUGCUCAUUCAUUCGGCGGUGGUGGCGGCAAGUUGAGUAUGUAAAACUGGAAAUUUUUCCUUUUUAAGUGAAAUUCCGUGAAAUUUUAAAACAAAUACCGAACUACCACUCAAAAUAUCCGUCCGACAUGAUCGAAAUAACGAAGCCUUUGCGGGAUAUCCUCGUGCCAAAGUCGUUCGAUUCGACCAACACGGUUUGGCGCCUCCAUAGCCGGAUCACCGUCUACAUGUUGGUCUUCUUCACAAUCCUGCUGUCGGCCCGGGCCUAUUUCGGUGAACCGAUCGAAUGCAUCAGCUCGGCCGCACCCACCGUGCGACCAAGCUUGCACAGCUUCUGCUGGACGCUCGGAACCUACAUCAGCCGGGAUCCGAAGUUCGUGGAUGCCAGCUGGGACAUCAUCGAAAUCGGGACGAAAAUGGGACACAUUCCGAAGGAGGAACGCUUCUACCAAAAGUAUUACCAGUGGGUCCCGUUUCUGUUGGCGAUUCAGGCUUUUUUAUUCUCAUUCCCCAAACACUUGUGGCGGUUUUGCGAGGGCGGUCGCCUACAGACGUUGUGCAACAAUCUGGAUUCAAUUUUGUCCCCGGAUUCGUGGAACCCAAGGCGCAAAGCCAAGACUCUUCUUUAUCUGACCCAAGAGAGCCGCAAGGGCCACAACCGAUAUGCGCUACUGUUCGUCGGCUGCGAGAUUCUCAACUUCCUGGUCGUCGUGCUGAAUAUGUGCUUGAUGAACUUCCUGUUCGGCGGAUUCUGGACCAGUUACCAACCGGCUAUCCAGGCGCUGCUCUCGCUGGACAUGAACGCUUGGACAUCGUACAACUCGCUGGUGUUCCCGAAGUUGGCCAAAUGCGAUUUCAGCUACAUUGGACCGAGUGGAACGAAACAGAACUUGGACGCCCUGUGCCUUCUACCGCAAAACAUCGUCAACGAGAAGAUUUUCGCUUUCCUGUGGCUCUGGUUUAUCCUGUUGGCCAUUGUGUCCGGAGCGCAGCUGUGCUAUCGGUUGCUCCAGCUUUGCUGCCAAAGCGUUCGAUUCCGGGUGCUGUUCAGCUUGUUGAACCCCAUCAGCUACCAUCGGUUGAAGCGCGUGGUCCGGGAGUCCAAUAUCGGGUAUUGGUUCCUGUUGUAUCAGAUGGCCCGGAACAUCAACAAGGGCGUGAUGAGGGAGAUUAUCCGGGAUCUGUCUCGGAUCGGCCAGGAGCUCAAUAUGUCCAAACAGAAUGUACACGAGCUGCAGAUGGAGGAGGAAUCUGAGGACGCCCAGGAUGGGCCAGAGGAUGACGAGGUAACGGUGUGAUUGAUGAGCACUUUUGUUUCUAAAGUGCUGAUUGCUGCGCAAUACACUUGUACUACUAUGAAGAGUUGAGUUUUUGAAAGGGUUUUCUUUUAUUUUGACUUCGCGCUCUUAUGCCAUUGUUAGAAGGCAUAUCUAAUUAUUGUACAUCACUGUGUUCGGAAUUGAAUAUUGCAAAUAUAAAAUGAAAGUAACACGAA